AUGUGCCUCCCCUCUCUCCCCUGCAUGUACCUCCUCUCUCUCCCCAUGUGCCUCCCCGCUCCCUACCCCAUGUGCCUCCCCCUCUCUCUCCCCCAUGUGCCUCCCCUCUCUCCCCCAUGUGGCUCUCCCUCUCUCUCCCCCAUGUGCCUCCCCUCUCUCCCCCAUGUGCCUCCCCUCUCCCUACCCCAUGUCCCUCCCCUCUCUCCCCCAUGUGUCACUCCUCUCUCUCCCCCAUGUGCCUCCCCUCUCUCCCCCAUGUGCCUCCCCUCUCUCCUCAUGUGCCUCCCCUCUCUCCCCCAUGUGCCUCCCCUCUCCCUACCCCAUGUCCCUCCCCUCUCUCCCCCAUGUGUCACUCCUCUCUCUCCCCCAUGUGCCUCCCCUCUCUCCCCCAUGUGCCUCCCCUCUCUCCUCAUGUGCCUCCCCUCUCUCUCCCCCAUGUCCCUUCCCUCUCCCUACCCCAUGUGCCUCCCCUCUCCCUACCCCAUGUCCCUCCCCUCUCUCCCCCAUGUGUCUCUCCUCUCUCGCCCAUGUGCCUCCCCUCUCUCUCCCCCAUGUGCCUCCUCUCCUCUCUCUCCCCCAUGUGCAUCCCAUCUCUCCCUCAUUUGCCUCCCCUCUCUCCCAUGUGUUUCCCCUCUCUCCCUUAUGUGCCUCCCCAUGCCCCCCCCCCCCCUCUCCCUCUCCCCCAUGUGCCUCCCCUCUCUCCCCCAUAUGCCUCCCCUCCUCUGGGCUCUGACUCUGGCUUUUGCAGGAGGAGAGAUGUAUAGAGACAGUGUGAGGCCGUUGUCUUUCUAA
Knipowitschia caucasica is the source of this 792-nucleotide messenger RNA. The record is from the annotation of a GenBank genome assembly. NCBI's taxonomy places the organism in Eukaryota, Metazoa, Chordata, Actinopteri, Gobiiformes, Gobiidae.